This is a messenger RNA of Saccostrea cuccullata (small rock oyster), 1967 nucleotides long. RefSeq names its product probable G-protein coupled receptor No18. The record is from RefSeq and is a predicted model, not a curated record. Gene Ontology annotation, biological process: neuropeptide signaling pathway. NCBI's taxonomy places the organism in Eukaryota, Metazoa, Mollusca, Bivalvia, Ostreida, Ostreidae. Bases 420 to 1667 code for a protein of 415 amino acids. The transcript has 2 exons. Gene Ontology annotation, cellular component: plasma membrane. Gene Ontology annotation, molecular function: G protein-coupled peptide receptor activity.
UGCCGUUAUUGUUAAUUUGUGAGGAAGCAAACUUAGAGAAAAACACUGAAGAAGGAUCAGUGGGAUAGCUAAGCGAACAUUUGAUUUAUGUUGGAAAGGUUUCCAGAAAUUUUGUCAUACGUUCAAUUUAUCCCGUUUAUACUCGUGGACGGAGACGUGAACUUCUGCAGGGAGUUAAUGUCGAUAGAUGUAUCGAGUAGUUAGUGAGAUGUGUGUUUCUUAUCCGAUCUAAUGACCACCACAUUAUCAUAUUGCUGGCACGGCGUACAGGGUGAUAUACACUUUGUCUAGUCAGAUGCAGUGUUUGAACAACAUUCUCAAGAUUUUAUCAUUCACAAGUACUUCAUCAUAGGCCCUCCAUCAUACAAGUUUACUGAAGACAUCUGCUACUUUCAACAGGAGCUGGUAUUUUAUGAAAAAUGAACAGCACGGACUGUCACACAGAACAGAUUGACUGCAGUGCUGACGAGGGUUUACCGGGAUGUCCACUGAAGACUUCCGAUCUCAUCGUUAUAGGCAUGCUGGCCGUAUUCAGCGUCAUAGGCAUCAUAGGAAAUGGAAUUGUCAUUUUUGUGUACACGAAGAAAAAGGAUAAACUCACCUCGUCGGUUUUCAUUCUUGGGCUGGCAGUGUAUGACUUUUUGACCUGUUCUAUUAUAAUACCGUAUACUGCAUGUAUGAUAUACCUCAGGUUUAUGAUUCUGUACGACGCUCUGUGUAAAAUUUACAUGUUUCUCCUGACCUUCAGCGUGCCCCUGUCUGCGUUUUUAAUGGUGGCCAUUGCUGUAGACCGUUAUCUCUGCAUCUGUCAUCCAUUCUUGCAUCUCUUAAAUAAAACUCGGGCCAGGGCUGUUAUUGGUCUGUUGACAGUGUUCGCCUGUGUUCUGGGUAUACUUAGCUGUAUAUCGUAUUCUGUGUACAUGUAUGCAGAUUCAUCCCCUGGGGAAUUUUCAAACUGCACUGAUGCGACACACAGUAAAGAUGGUAUCAUUCACCAAACUAUUUCAACACCGUAUCAACAGGAAGAAUACACUGGUCAAUGUAAUUAUCCAGGAACAAUUGUGGGCAUGGCUUACUUAAUAACGUGGCAGAAAAUUUAUUCUUCAUUUUAUUUGAUAUCCCUGAUAAUUGUGCUGUUGCUGUAUACUAUGAUUUAUUAUUCCGUCACCCGACGAAGGUCCAACAGAAGAAAACAAAAAGCUAUGAAUAACAUUAGUCUUAAGGCCUCUCUCAAAGAGCCGCCAAAACAAAAUACCUCAUCCCCGACUUCGUCUUUUACUGUUCUGUCUGCUAACGACAACAACGAAAACGCCAAAGAACAAAAGAUUUUGCAGGUGGAAAUAGGUGACAAUGGCGUCUCCUCUCGACCAGUAGAAAAUGCAGAUGAGACGUCGCCUCUACAGCAGCAGCAGGCCCAUAAAAAUCAUCACCACCACCAUAUCAAAGAUCACGAUACAAUAGCAAACAUAAAGACAGCAUUAAUGCUAUUUAUUGUUGCUGUUGUCUUUAUCAUUGCCUUUUUCCCUGCUUGGUUGAUGGCACUUGGUGCCGUUAACCACAAUAACAUUGUUUUUUAUAUGUACUUUGCGUAUAAUGUUACUAAUCCUAUAAUUUAUGCCUUUAUGAACCCAACUUUUAGAAGUGAUGUUAAAAAGAUAUGUCAUUAGAGCCUAAAAUUUGGACGUAUUUUUGGUGAUGAUAUACAUGUAGUAUUUUUGUGAUCUCUUGCUGUGUGAUGUCCUUGGAAGGUUGAUAUGAACUGGUCCCAUAUCUAUUAACCUUCAAAAGACUAAUGUCAAUUGUAUUUUUGAAACAUCUGUUGUCAGUAUUAUUUUGUGUGUAGAGAGACCUGUUUAGAGAUGUAGUUGGGUAUGUAUUUUUUGUUGUUAAUCAAUUGAAACAAAAUUAUAGUACAAUAAAUUCAUGACAAGCACGAUAGACAUAGUUUUCCUCUGAUAUAUGAAUAA